AUGGAGGCCACGGGGCCGGAGGGCCUGGACAGCCGAGGCUCCCCCUGGCCAGGCACAACGGGCGCCGGCCUCUCUUGGGACAACAGCACCAGACACAGCAUCACAUCCCCUGAGCCGCUGCCGGCUCCCCAUGCGUUCCCGCCAGUGGUGUCCGCUGCCAUCCGCGCCAUGGGGCUAACGGGCAACGCGGCCGUCACCUGUGUGAUCCUGAGAGCGCCCGAGAUGAAGACGGGGACCGCGUUCAUCCUGAACCUGGCCGUCACCGACGCCUUCACACCGGUGCUGCCCACCAACAUCGCUGAGCACGUGCUGCAGCGCCAGCCCUUUGGGGAGCUGCUCUGCAAGCUGGUGCUGGCCAUAGACCGCUGCAACAGCUUCUCCAGCGUCUACUUCCUGGCCGCCGUGAGCAUGGACCGCUACCUGGUGGUGCUGGCCACGGCACACCGUCCGCGGGGCUACUAAGAUCGCCAGCCUGUGCAUCUGGCUGGUGUCACCGUCGCAAUGCUGCACUUCUUCACCUUCGCCGGAGUCUACAGCAACGAGCUGCCGGUCACAAGCUGCGGGCUGAGCUUCCCAUGGCCUGAGUGGGCCUGGUUCCAGGCGAGCCGCAUCUACACGCUGGUGCUGGGCUUCGCGGUGCCCACGUGCACCCGCUAUGUUCUCUGCGCGGACCUGCUGCGGAGGCUGCCGGCCCUGCGGCUCCACUCCGGAGCCGAGGCUCUGGGCAAGGCCAAGCGGAAGGCGAGUCUCCAGGUCCUGGCUGUGCUGGCCGUGGGCCUGCUCUGCUGGACGGCCUUCCACCUGGCCCCCGUCGUGGCCCUGACCACAGACCUGCCCUGACGCCCCUGGCCAUUCAUCCUCUCCUGUGUCGUCACCAGCCUCAGCUACACCGGCUCCCGCCUCAGCCCCUUCCCCUAGGCCUUCCUGGACCACAGCUUCUGGAAGAGCCUCUGCACCACGUUCCAGUGCCCGGGGGCAUGA
Mesoplodon densirostris (Blainville's beaked whale) is the source of this 981-nucleotide messenger RNA. RefSeq names its product neuropeptides B and W receptor 2 (gene NPBWR2). The record is from RefSeq and is a predicted model, not a curated record. Gene Ontology annotation, molecular function: neuropeptide binding; neuropeptide receptor activity. Lineage: Eukaryota; Metazoa; Chordata; Mammalia; Artiodactyla; Ziphiidae. Gene Ontology annotation, cellular component: membrane; neuron projection. Gene Ontology annotation, biological process: neuropeptide signaling pathway.